Molecule: messenger RNA, 1164 nt
Organism: Soboliphyme baturini
Lineage: Eukaryota; Metazoa; Nematoda; Enoplea; Dioctophymatida; Soboliphymatidae
Source: the annotation of a GenBank genome assembly
AUGGCGACCAACCACUCUAACAAUAUUCUGAUCGCACCUGUCGACAGCUCGAAUAUGGCUGCAGUUGGCCAGGUUGUAGAUAGCAACGCUGCGGGCGAAAGCGUAGACCCUGCAACAACGAAUGGCGAUCGAAAUUGUUCUGCGAUGCCUACGUCUGCGUACGACGCCAUUGGGUCGACCGCCACUUCAAACACAAACUCGACGCCGACGAUGCCUGACGCCCCCGCAACCGCCAUCACCAGCGAGGUCGAGUCGACGAUGGAACCAGACCCUGAUACCAUAAAAAUGUUCGUUGGCCAAGUACCUCGCAAUUGGGACGAAAACGACUUGUUGAAUCUGUUUAAACAGUUUGGUCCCGUCUACCAGCUGAACGUUUUGCGUGAAAAAACCACCGGCCAAAGCCGAGGUUGCUGCUUUGUAACAUUUUAUCAUCGGAAAGAUGCAGUUCUUGCCCAAUGCGCGUUGCACAAUGCUCGAACGCUUCCCGGCAUGCACCAUCCGCUACAAAUGAAGCCGGCCGACAGCGAGAACAGAAACGAAAGAAAGCUGUUCAUCGGCAUGAUCAGCAAGAAGUUUAGCGAAGAGGACGUUCGGACGUUGUUCUCGCCGUACGGCGCCAUCGAAGAAUGCACGGUGCUACGCGACCAGAGCGGCGUCAGCAAAGGUUGUGCGUUUGUGACUUUUGCGUCCCGCUCAUGUGCCCUUAACGCAAUCAAGGCAAUGAACCAUUCUCAGACAAUGGAGGGCUGUUCAAUGCCCAUUGUUGUAAAGCUGGCCGACACUCAAAAGGACAAAGAACAAAAGAAAGCCCAGCAGUUCAGCGUCUUCGGCUUACCUGCCGGCGCGGCGGUCGCCUCUGUGCCGAUGCAGCAAAGCGACCCUGCUUUAAGCGGUUCAUAUUUGACGCCCGGUCUCAGCGCCGCAGGUAUUAACUGGCAACAACUAGCUCUUCUUGCGGCCGCCGUCCAGGGCAACCCGAAUGUGGCCGCGUUAGGCAGUUUCGGCGGUCUCGCCUCGUACGCCGGCGCCAAUCCAGCUAUGACCUUGGGAGGCGUCACCGCAACGCCUGUUACCGGCUACUCAAACCUGGCUGCUUUCGCCAACGCUUUAGCUGCCAUGUCGUGCGCAAACCAAUGAGUCAGACGAGUAUACGACGAAGUGUAA